This is a messenger RNA of Leptinotarsa decemlineata (Colorado potato beetle), 2539 nucleotides long. RefSeq names its product torsin-1A. Gene Ontology annotation, biological process: cellular response to misfolded protein. The record is from RefSeq and is a predicted model, not a curated record. Gene Ontology annotation, molecular function: ATP binding; ATP hydrolysis activity. NCBI's taxonomy places the organism in Eukaryota, Metazoa, Arthropoda, Insecta, Coleoptera, Chrysomelidae.
AUCAGUAAAAUCUAAUUUCAUAUUUCAUCAUAAAGAAAAAAUACAAGUGUGGGUUUGGGAAGUCUACAGGUCUAAGGUUCAUUCCUGUCGUAAUUUGUUGUUCGAUAAUUAUGCACUUACAAUCCAAGAUGUACAAAACUUAUAAAAAUCCAUGAAAAUUUUUGUAAUUACAAGCUAAAAACAUGAAAAAUAGAUUAGUUUCUGUUGUUAUACUGAUUCUAUUAUAUAUCGAACACGGUUGUUCAUUUUCUUAUAAUCCAUAUUGUUGGGUUGCCGAAUGUUGUAAUAAGGAUGAUAUACCUGGAGAUACAGAUAAAUUACGAAACUCCUUGACCAAACGAGUAUAUGGUCAACAUUUUGUGGAGAAUGCUGUUGAUGCCAUCUUAGUCCACUGGAAUCCACACCAUAAGCCCUCAAAGGCUUUGACACUUAGUUUCCAUGGAUGGCCAGGAGGAGGAAAAAAUUAUGUGGCAAAGUUUAUUGCAGAAAGCCUCUUCAAGCAUGGAAUGUAUAGCAAAUUUGUACAUAAUUUCAUAGGCAGGGUUCACUUUCCUGAAAAUAGUCAUGCUGCAAGUUAUCGAGAAAACUUAUAUAGUUGGCUGAAAUAUAACGUUUCAAAAUGUGGUCAGCAGCUGUUCAUUUUCGAUGAAGUUGACAAAAUGCCGCCAACUGUGCUCAAUGCGAUAAAGCCUAUGAUUGAUUACAGAAAUAAUGUAGACGGUGUUGACUAUACCAGAGCCAUAUUCAUUUUUCUUUCGAAUACUGGUGCUAGCCUCAUCAACGAGCACUAUCAAGAUCUCUGGAAAAAGGGAAAAUCAAGAAAAGAAUUGAACUUGAAGGAUUUUGAAAGUUUGAUAACCAAGGGAGCAUUCAAUGAAGAAGGUGGUUUUCAAUUUUCUGACACUAUCAAGAGCAAUUUGAUAGAUCAUUAUAUUCCGUUUCUACCAAUGGAAGAACGUCAUGUCAGAGAAUGUAUUAAAGACCAGUUCAGGGAACGCAACGUAGAAUUUCCAUCAGAAGAACACAUUAAUGAGGUGAUGGAGUUUAUAGAAUGGGGACCAGAUGGUACAAAAUUGUUUUCAAAAACUGGCUGCAAGAGAAUAAGUUCCAAAGUUGCCAUCUUAGUUGCAAAACACUAUAAAUGGGCGCUAAAAAAUGAUGAAUUGUGAACUACCAACCAUUCAUAAGGAGGUGUUUCAUCAUAAUCUUCGAGUAAAAUGUCUUGUAGGAAGGUUUGCUAAGAAAAAACUGUAUCUGUGUGGUCAGAUCAACAUUGGAGUAAUAUAUUUCCAUUAAAAUCGUCAAAAAUACUUUGGAAAUGUCAGUAUGUGAAAUGUCAUUUUGUUCACAGUUUAACUGAUUUAAAUAAACUUCUUUCUCAUAUACCAGAACAGUGAAACUUAAUUUAAUAUGGGUUUACCUGUUAAAAAUGAACUCUAUUCUUGGGGUAUUUUUUGACAACUAAUAUAGCAUCAUAAAGAUAAUCCUCUGCUGAUGAUGCCAAUUCGUUUGGCAAAACUUACAUUGGGAAUAGUCUUUCACAGUUCUGGUAUGGCUGGAAGAUGAUUCAUUCAUUAUAGAUUUGAGUUUUAUAGAAGUGUUUUCCACAUAAAUGAUACUAUAGAAAUUUGUACUGUCCUCGAUUAAUAUUAAAAGUAUUGAUAACAAUUUUUCAGUGCUGAAGUGGCAUUUCAUAUACUAAUCAGAUAAACUGUUACGAAGUUGAAAACGUUGAACUUAGGAUUAAAAUUUAAAAAAAGGCAUCUUUAGGCAAUAUUUUUUAUAAUAAAGUGAUAAUUUCAAGAACAUAUUAAAGUGGAUUCAUCUACAUAUUUUCUUAUGAAUAGUAGAAUUUUUAAUUUGAAUUAACCUCUACAAGUUGUUGAAAAAAUCCACAUCUAACUGCUCUCAAAUUUACUUUUCAUUUUUUCUUACCAUAAUUUUUCAGUAAAAAUUAGUAUAAUUACAUUACGGCAGGAGAAUGGAAUCUGAAAAUCCAAUAUUAUUUGUUCAUUUAAAAAAAAAUUGUGAUGAACCUAAUUUUAAUCUGUUGCUCUUUUUUGGCAAUUCUAAUUUGAAUGAAUAUCAAUUGAAAUUUUCUCACACACAACAGUUAAAACAAUAUUCUCGUUUGUAUGUUUAAUAACAUAGUUGCCUUGAUCAGAAAAUAAUCAUAUCAUAUUCCCUUAAAAUAAUUUAUUUGCUGGACUCUUGCAAAAAACACGUAGAAAACAUUACAAUUUGAGAAGUAUGUUUUCUAGCACGGUUUUGCCUUCAUAAUUAGUAUUUAUUACGAUCUGUCAAUAGUUAUGACCAUUGGUUGAUAAAACGUGUGACGAGAAUUAUGUUUUCGCAGUUUUGGUGUACUUUUCGAACUAUUAAUAAAUAUAUUCGCAGGUAGCAGUUCAUUAUGUAUUGAUAUUUUAUACAAACUUUAUAUGUUUCUGUGAUAUUAUUCAAUUAUUUGCUGAUUCUGAAAAACACAUUAUUGUUUCUAAUUUUUACUGUACGAUUUUGUAAUUACAAGAUAACAAACAUA